GACCACUCACGGCCUCCCCCGGAUUUCGCCGCCGUCUUCGCCUCCCGGCGCUUCUUCUUCUCCUCCCCUGGCCUUUCCAACUCCAUCUCCAAAUCCCAUCGUCCCAAUGAGGAAAUGAACCCUACUAGUAGUCGGCCGCCGUCGGUGGACGGGGGCGUGGUGGCGGUGAAGAAAUACUCGCCGGAUCCGUAUUCAGACUUCAAGAAGUCGAUGGAGGAGAUGAUAGAGUCGCGGCGGAUCGUGGACGCACAUGGGAAUUGGGAUUACUUGCACGAGUUGCUCUCCUGUUACCUCGCCAUGAACCCAAAGCACACUCACGGUUACAUUGUUUCCGCCUUCGCCGACAUCGUCGUCCGAUUGUUGCGGUCGAUGCAGUGGGCGUCGAUGAUGUUGAGGAGGUCGUCGACGUAA
This is a messenger RNA of Linum tenue, 411 nucleotides long. NCBI's taxonomy places the organism in Eukaryota, Viridiplantae, Streptophyta, Magnoliopsida, Malpighiales, Linaceae. The record is from the annotation of a GenBank genome assembly.